UGUAAACCUGCCGAGGGACACAGAAACGGGGUGUUCGCCUCCGUGCUGCCCAGACCAGCCCCGGCUACGGCCGGACACGGCCGCGCUUCAGCCGCGGGGCACACGGGAGGGCACGGGAAGGACUCACGGGAUGUUGAACAGCAGCUCCUCGUCAUCGUCGCUCUCUACGAACUGGAGAGAGAGGAGCAGGUCAGGGCCGGCCCCAGCGCCAGAAGGCGGACAGAGCUGGGUGAAGGUGCUGGGCACUUCAGGAGCCCGAACUGGGGCUGGAUCCGUGUCCUGGGGGUGCUGCGGGGGCCCUGGGAGCAGCAGGAACACACGGCUGAGCUUUGCCGUCCCCCCCCGGGGCAGCUCAGGGGACAGCUGCUGCAACCCGCUGAGCAUGGGCUACAUCAAAAAAAUAGUGGAGCAGAAAAUCCCAGGGAUUUACGUCCUGUCUCUCAAGAUUGGAAACAACCUGAUCCAGGAUGUGGAGAACAGCUUCUUCCUGAACGUGAAUGCCCAGGUGGGGCAGGUGUGCAGGCAGCUCAGCGCCGACCCGCGCCUGCAGGGAGGCUACAACGCCAUGGGCUUCUCCCAGGGGGGGCAGUUCCUGAGGGCAGUGGCCCAGAGGUGUCCUUCUCCUCCAAUGCUCAACCUGAUCUCUGUUGGGGGACAGCACCAAGGAGUCUACGGCUUCCCCCGCUGCCCCGGGGAGAGCUCCCACCUCUGUGACUGGAUCCGGAAGACACUGGAUCUGGGGGCCUACACACCAGCUGUUCAAGAGCACUUGGUCCAAGCAGAGUAUUGGCACGACCCUCUGAAGGAGGAGGAAUACAGGAAAAACAGCAUCUUUCUGGCUGACAUAAACCAGGAGAGGGGCAUCAAUGAGACCUACAAGAAAAACCUGAUGGCUCUGAAAAAGUUUGUGAUGGUGAAAUUCCUCAAUGAUACCAUGGUCGACCCACCCAUUUCUGAGUGGUUUGGGUUUUAUAAAAGUGGCCAAGCCAAGGAGACCAUCCCACUGAGGGAAACCUCACUGUACACAGAGGAUCGCCUGGGGCUGCAGGAGAUGGACAAAGCAGGAAAACUGGUGUUCCUGGGGGUGGAAGGGGAUCACCUGCACUUCUCAGAAGAGUGGUUUGACACCACUAUCCUCCCCUUCCUCCAGUGAGGCUGAGGGGAGGCCCCCAGAGCAGCGGGGAGGGUCUGUCACUGAUGCUGCUACUUGUGCAACAGCACUUUGGGCAGGGGACUGGGGGGGACUGGGGAAGGUCCACAGGGUGCAGAGCUGCAGUGAGAGACUUACCUGGGUGAAAUAACACUCCAGUGUGGGCUGAGCUUGGCACUAACUCUGGAAUGCUCCAUCCUGCUAAAGCUACUGCAGUUCUCAGAGUGGUGGCACCACCACGAGCUGGGGGGGGGGGGGAAGGGGAGGUUGGUUUUCCCUGUCCCCUGUUCCUCACAGGACACAAUGGCAGUAUUAACAGAAAUCACUAGUGUAAAGCUGCAUCUCUUAGGGAGAGCAGCAAGUAGACUUAGGUGGCUGAAUGCAAAGGUAUUGCAGCCAGGUAAGGGGGGAAAAAAGGGCCAAAUGUAGAGGUUUCUGGGGAAAAAGGAGGGUUUGGGAUGAAGCAGGUAUUAACAGCUUGAACAGUGUUCAACUAAUGGCUUGUUUGAUGCACUUUUGUACAGCCUUUGAAAUCAAUAAAGAACUGUACCUCUAACCAACUGAAAAAAAAAAAACAACAGGUGAGAUUUGACAACUACUGAGGGUUUGAUUCAAGGGGAGUUGAGGAAAGUUUGUGCUUCCCUAAGGGGAAAUCCUCACAGCAGGGUCAGGCAGCAAGAAGCACCUCAUCCUGUCCCAGGUCCCGGGUGCCCCCAAAGAAUAAAACAAGAGCCCUUGUAAUGAGCAAGUUGGCAUUAACUUUAUUCUAAUCUUCUGUAUACUCUUAAGUACAUAAGAAAGGUUUUUUUUUUCACAAGCCUCAGGAGAAAACGAGUACAAGUCACAGGACAGUCUCAAAAUUUAAAAAAAAAAAAUUGCA
This is a messenger RNA of Apus apus (common swift), 2030 nucleotides long. RefSeq names its product palmitoyl-protein thioesterase 1 (gene PPT1). Gene Ontology annotation, biological process: receptor-mediated endocytosis; protein depalmitoylation. Gene Ontology annotation, molecular function: palmitoyl-(protein) hydrolase activity. The record is from RefSeq and is a predicted model, not a curated record. Gene Ontology annotation, cellular component: lysosome. The transcript has 10 exons. The coding region runs from base 131 to 1153 and encodes 340 amino acids. NCBI's taxonomy places the organism in Eukaryota, Metazoa, Chordata, Aves, Apodiformes, Apodidae.